This is a messenger RNA of Sclerotinia borealis F-4128, 594 nucleotides long. Lineage: Eukaryota; Fungi; Ascomycota; Leotiomycetes; Helotiales; Sclerotiniaceae. The record is from the annotation of a GenBank genome assembly.
AUGACCGAACCCACUCCCGCAACCGCAAGCUCUUCCACAUUAGAAACCCCUCAAAAGUUCCAUCACUGUGUAAUCUGCGGUUUUACAGCCCGAUCAAAGUGUGCUGGGUGCCAACAAGUAUGGUAUUGCCUGGCCUUUGCACAACGCCUUUGCAAGAUCUACAAGAACCCCUCUUCACCUUCCACUGACACAUAUUGCGGUCUUUGCGGUAAGACAGAUAACUUGACUCGUACCGAGUGCUGCGAUCGAGCAAUCUGCAAUGAUGAUGGGGAUUAUCAAGCAUUUAGCUAUUCUAACAUCUCUUGCAAUCGCAAUCAUCGCCGUUAUACUUUGUGUGCAUUUCAUCAUAAUGAAGAGCAUGUGGGGAAAUAUUGGAAGAAGUGUGAGAAGUGUGUUGGAGGGGUCACAUUUAAUCAGGACACAAUGAUUACUCAAGGCACUAGUUCAUAUAAUUUUAAGGAAGAUGAAUGGAAAGAUGCACCAGAACUAAAGCCCACAAAGUGCGGGAAUUGCCAAAAGGUCGUCAGUACGGCUACAGAGAUGCACAGUGGAGGAGGUGAGCACCUUCGAUGUAUGCGUUGUAUUGGAACUUGA